Messenger RNA from Trametes versicolor FP-101664 SS1, 1572 nucleotides. Its product is annotated as pyruvate dehydrogenase. Lineage: Eukaryota; Fungi; Basidiomycota; Agaricomycetes; Polyporales; Polyporaceae. The transcript has 6 exons. Gene Ontology annotation, cellular component: pyruvate dehydrogenase complex. Gene Ontology annotation, molecular function: dihydrolipoyllysine-residue acetyltransferase activity. Gene Ontology annotation, biological process: pyruvate decarboxylation to acetyl-CoA. The coding region runs from base 73 to 1419 and encodes 448 amino acids. The record is from RefSeq and is a predicted model, not a curated record.
CUGAGCCCAGCAUCUCGCCCAAAUCUCGCCCUUCGACUCCGUGUCGCCCUCGCCCCCUCUCUCGUCCGCGCAAUGGCCUCCACUCUCGCCCGCACCGUCUUCGCUAGACGCUUCCACGUCUCGGCCUCCCGCCAUGCGCUCUCCAAGUUCACCAUGCCGGCAAUGAGCCCUACCAUGACGGAGGGUGGUAUUGCAUCAUGGAAGAAGAAGGAGGGUGAGUCCUUCGCGGCUGGAGACGUCCUGCUCGAGAUCGAAACCGACAAGGCUACCAUCGACGUUGAGGCGCAGGAUGAUGGCAUCUUGGCCAAGAUCAUCGCCCAGGACGGUCAGAAGGGCAUUGCCGUUGGCUCGCCCAUUGGUAUUAUCGGCGAGGAGGGUGACGACAUCUCUGGCGCUGAGCAGCUGGCUGCUGAGUCUGCCGAGCCUGCUGAGAAGCCGAAUGCGGCGGAGAAGGCUCCCGAGGCACCCAAGUCCGAGCCCACCAAGACGGAGGCCCCCAAGCAGGAGACGAAGUCCGAGCUCCCUACAGGUGACCGCAUCUUUGCCUCGCCUAUCGCGAAGAAGAUUGCUCUCGAGAAGGGCAUUCCCCUCGCGAAGGUCAAGGGUACUGGCCCCAACGGGCGUAUCAUCCGGGAGGACGUCGAGAAGUACCAGGCACCUGCCGCGAGUGUAUCUGCGGCUCCUUCCGCGGCUCCCUCGCCCUCUGCAUCCCUUCCCGAGUACACCGACACCCCCGUCUCGAACAUGCGCCGCACCAUCGGCACGCGUCUCACGCAGUCAAAACAGGAGCUGCCCCACUACUACCUCACCCUGGACAUCAACAUGGACAAGGUGUUCAAGCUCCGUGAGGUGUUCAACAAGACCCUGGGCGACAAGGACAAGUCGGCGAAGCUCUCGGUCAACGACUUCGUCCUGAAGGCCGUCGCGUGUGCGCUCUCCGACGUUCCCGAGGCUAACUCGGCGUGGCUGGGCGAGGUCAUCCGGCAAUACAAGAAGGCUGACAUCUCUGUCGCUGUCGCGACGCCCACGGGCCUCAUUACCCCCAUCAUUAAGGACGUCGGCUCCAAGGGUCUCGCGUCAAUAUCGUCUGAGGGCAAGGCGCUUGCGAAGAAGGCGCGCGACGGCAAGCUCCAGCCCCAGGAGUACCAGGGUGGAACCUUCACUGUUUCCAACCUUGGCAUGUUCGGCAUCUCGCACUUCACCGCCAUCAUCAACCCCCCUCAGUCAUGUAUCCUCGCCGUCGGCGCGACCCAGCCCACACUGGUCCCCGCACCCGAGGAGGAGCGCGGCUUCAAGGUUGCGCAGAUCAUGAAGGUCACGCUGAGCGCGGACCACCGGACGGUCGACGGUGCGGUCGGCGCGCGCUGGUUGUCGGCGUUCAAGGGCUACCUCGAGAACCCCUUGACGUUCAUGCUCUGAGAGGGAUACGGGGUCCGGGCUGGGGCUGCAAAAUCGUCCUUCGUUGACAUCCAUAGACUUGCUACGUCGAUAGUACACUUUUGCCUAUAGUUACUCACGAUACCGCCAGGGUGCUGGGUUUACCAGCAACUUGUAAUGUUUCACGUCGUUGCU